Salvelinus sp. IW2-2015 is the source of this 2428-nucleotide messenger RNA. Its product is annotated as leukotriene B4 receptor 1-like. NCBI's taxonomy places the organism in Eukaryota, Metazoa, Chordata, Actinopteri, Salmoniformes, Salmonidae. Gene Ontology annotation, molecular function: complement component C5a receptor activity; leukotriene receptor activity. Gene Ontology annotation, biological process: positive regulation of cytosolic calcium ion concentration; phospholipase C-activating G protein-coupled receptor signaling pathway; complement receptor mediated signaling pathway. The record is from RefSeq and is a predicted model, not a curated record. Gene Ontology annotation, cellular component: plasma membrane.
AAGUGUAUGUAAACUUCUGACUUCAACUGUAGCAAAAUUCCAAUGCCAACAAAGUAAAACAUCUCAUUGCAUAGCAGUAUCAAAGCAGGUCCCCCUCUCCCACCACACAGGGAACCCCACAUUCUUCUAAAUUCCCACCAACUUGAAAUAUCCCACCGACAUCAAUUCAACGUCUAUUUCAUGUUGGUUCAAUGUAAUUUAAUUGAAAUUAUAUGGAACAAAUGUUGAUUCACCCAUUGUGUGCCCGGUGGGAUGGUGACAGGGAAAUGAAGAGAGCAAGCAGGUCAGCAAGGCAGACAACAGACAACAAUGACGGAUGGAUAUUUAACAGUAUGACGUAUAUAUGACACGUUACGUUAUUGCAUAUGCUUAAUGCAAUAGGAUGUGUCAACAUAAAUGACCAGGUUGGAACAGAAGGAUAUCAUCGCAUUUGAACAUGGCCAAAUGGGGUGAUCGCAGACUUCCUUCCUUAUUUUUGGCGAUAUCAUAUCCCCAGUGCUUCCCCUCUCUUGCGUUCAAGAACAUGAUGCAAUAAUGGCAGAAGGAGUACAAGAGUGAGGAGAGAAGGAAGACUGAGACGUGGAGGCAAAUGGACGGACGGGCAGUCAGAUAGACGGACAGAUAAAACAUUUACAAAAUAGCCAACAAAUGCACUUCCUGUGGAUUUGCUCUGAGAAGAUCAAUGGUAAAACGAAGAUAACUCCACAAGUGAACCAGCUCAUAAAGGAGGAUCAGAUGGUGACAGGAGUCUCAGCAGCCAGGCAGCUAGGGAAGACCAGUCUGUGACAGAGUAGUGAGGACUGCUAAUCCCGAAGAUCUACAAACCACAGAUUCUUCAAUUCCCUCCCAAAAUGGCGUCAGACCUCUCCAUCUCCGCUGGCCCCCCAAGCUCCCCUCCACCUCUCCUCUCGCCUCCUCUCCUUUCUCACCUAUCAAACCAGAUCGGCAUCUCCAUCCUGGUCCUAGCAUUCUUCUUCGGUUUCCCCGGUAACCUGUUUGUUGUGUGGUCGGUGCUGUGCCGUGUGAGGCAUCGUUCAGUUACCUGCCUGCUCGUCUUAAACCUCGCCGUGGCCGACGCGUUGGUGUUGCUAAGCUCCCCGCUUUUCCUGCGCUUCCUGGCAGGCGGGCGAGGCUGGGAGUUCGGGGCGGUGGCCUGUAAAUUGGUACACUACCUGUGCUGUGUCAACAUGAACGUGUCCAUCUACCUGAUCAUGCUGAUGAGCUUGGAUCGCUGGCUGGCAGUCGCAAGGCCCUUCCUGGCCCAGAGGAUGAGGACAAAGAAAACCCUGAUGGCCGUUCUACUGGGGAUCUGGGUGCUGGCUUUCGUCUUUGCACUGCCCAUGGCCUUCUAUCGCAGUAACCUGAAGCUGCACUUGAACAGCUCUGUGACCGUCUGCAUGUCGUACCACUGGAAAAGUGUGGGUCACCAGGUGUUCCAGUACCUGUUUGAGACCGUCCUGGGCUUCUUCCUCCCUUCCACUUUCAUCAUCGUCUGCUACACCUCUGUCAUCUGUGGACUACGCAGGGCCAUGUUCCAGCACAAGGCGGGAAACCGUCUCAUCCUCCUCAUCAUCGGCACCUUCGCUCUCUUCUGGCUGCCCUACCACGUGGUCAACAUCUUACAGGUGAUUGGUCUACUUGGUGGUAACGACACUCUGUUUAAAGCAGCCGCGGUGGCCCGUCCCAACGCCACAGCGCUCGCUUUCCUGAGCAGCAGCGUGAACCCUGUACUGUACGUAUUCGCUGGCAGCUCCCACAUCCGCCAGGCCGGCCUCAGCUUCAUGGCCAAGCUCUUCGAGGGCACCAACAUUGAGGGAGGGACCUCUGCCUCCUUUACCCGCAGCACAAAGUCCAGCCGGAGUGGUUCCUCAGCCCCACUCAAGCUGGGGCGGUCGGGGAAGGGGAAGGAGGGGGAUGGGAAUAGUGUGACGGAGCUGCAGGAAGUUGAGGUCAAGGUUAAGUCCAAGCCGGAGCUCAAGACUUUGACAUCCAAUGAUCCGUUGGAGUAGUGUUACUUUUUGUGGCCUACUGUACUAGUCAUAGGUUAACCGUAUUUAAUGUAUUUCACAGAUCUUUGAUACAAUUUGUGCUUUAUAGCUCGCGUUUGUGGUUGCCUCCAUGCAAUUUCUGGAUAAAAAUAUUAUAAAAUACCCUUAAUGUUUUAACCUGUUGACAAAUUGAGUCAGUAUAGCGAUUUCUUCAAGGAAGAAGGGAAGGAAUUGUUCGAGACACUUACACGCAAGGUAGAGGGGAGAGUGUGGUAAUUUGAGCCAAAGGGGUAAGUUGAGCCACCCUUGUUUCUCGGAAACCAUACACAAAAUUAAUAAUUUGACCCAAUAUUUUAUGGUGUACGUGAAGGAAGAAACCACAUGGGAAAAGCAAGUUAGGUCCAAAAAACGGAUUUUCACCAAGUCAAAUGAAUUUAUUG